AUGGCGACUCCUAGCAGGGUGAAGACCACGGCUCAGAGCAGCGCCCUUCUUCUCGAGAAGCUGUCGGCCGUCCUGCCCAGGGGCUACCGCUUCGGCGUCUACCACCUCUCGACUCCGCCCACCAAGACCGACGCUCUCUAUUCGGCGCCGCCGGAGGAACGCGAAGACAAGACGUACUGCGAGAGGCAUUUCCUCGCCAUCUCCAUCGAUGUUCCCGCCAGCACCGCCCAGACCGACAAGCCGACGAAAGACGACGCCUCGAAGCCGGUCCUCGUCCUCGCCUUGGAGGUCUUCAUCUACACGACGGCACACUCCAGCACUUUUUUUGUCUCAAAAGCCGAUUCGACCGGCUACCUGAAGCUGCUCAACCUGCCCAAGGGCACCCCUUCGCCCAUUAAAGAAAUCAGCAGUGUUUUCGUCUCCUAUCUCGUCGAGCAGCGCAGUCGCAAGGGCAUCCAAUCCGUCGUCAGCCUCUUCGCCCGUGCUCAAGAUCAAUACCUCUUUCCCGGCAGCGUCGAGUACAGCGGCAAGCAUGUUCUCGACGACAGAGGACUCGUCAAAUGGUGGUGCAAGGUUCUGGACCCCCUCCUGGAGAACAACACCCCCGUGGGCAAGGGUGCACCAUGGGGUGGCGUCAAAGGAUAUCUCGUGAUCCCCGGGCUCGACAGCUACGAGACGAAGGCUUUUUUGCCAAAGACCCCCAGCAGCGCCGCCAAUUGGGUGCUGGGACACGCCCUCGAGAAGAUUUCGCAUUAUACCAAGGAGUACGACUGGGUGCCCGCGCGAUGCCUUAUUCCCCGCUUUCCAGACGACCCCAAGUCGCGAUUCCGAGACGAAUUGGACGAGGAGACUGGAAAGUCAAAGCAGCUCAAGACCACGGGCCAAUGGAAGAGCGUCAAGAGCUUGGAGACCUUCUGGGAGAUGAUGGCGUACAGACAGGAGUGUUCCAGUGGGCGUCUGACUGGUUUCAUAUGGGUCGUAUUUGACCCGGAGGUGGAAAAGGUCUGCCAGGACAAUGCCACGACGGCCUUGCCGACACAGAACCCUUCAUUUAGUGCUUCCAACCCUCCAGUGACACCGAACAAACAGAAAUCUGCCCGGCUGACGACGCCCAUGUCUACGCCACGCAAGCUGUUCCCUCCAACAUCGCCUGGUACAUUAUCGAAGGCGAAGCUGGAAAAGCACGAGCGAAAGAACAACAAGAAGAACAAGAAGGCGAAAUUAUCGGGUGUCAUCAAGCCUCGGCAACCGCGCAUCAAGACCCAACAGCGCAACUAUCUGCUAGAUAAGCCCAUUUCCACCGCUUACUAUUAUUGGCCGGCAGAAGGCAGAGGUCGCAAGAUUGUCGACGAAAACGAUUACAAGCGGGUCAAUGAGCUUCUGCUGCACUUGGACUUUGCAAACCUUGAUAUUGCCACCAGUAGCACCAGGCGAUGGAUCAGCGAAGUCGGCAUUGGAGACUCAUGGGGCUUGGAGGUUGUAGGCACACGGGAGACCCCGGUCCCUUCGCCAAGCCAGCCGUCAGCUGGGGCCGUGAAUAAUCUACCAGGUCUGGUCAAGCGCAAACGCCCAGAAGAGUCGCCUGCUAUUGGGUCGGGUGAGCCGGCGAGCAAGGUUAAUGUCCUGAGCACGGGGCUCAUCCGAAGGAAGUCCAAAGAAGCGACCCCGAGUGUCGACGCGACCAAGGCGAACAACGGUGAACCCCCGAAGGUCAACGUGCUCGGCGCUGGGUUGGUCCGCAAGAAAACGUAA
Colletotrichum graminicola M1.001 is the source of this 1752-nucleotide messenger RNA. RefSeq names its product H3 K56 histone acetylation protein KAT11. Gene Ontology annotation, molecular function: histone H3K56 acetyltransferase activity. Bases 1 to 1752 code for a protein of 583 amino acids. NCBI's taxonomy places the organism in Eukaryota, Fungi, Ascomycota, Sordariomycetes, Glomerellales, Glomerellaceae. Gene Ontology annotation, biological process: DNA damage response. The transcript has a single exon. The record is from RefSeq and is a predicted model, not a curated record. Gene Ontology annotation, cellular component: nucleus.